AUGCUUCCCCAUGCCUACAGAUACACCUACACCCCCAUCCUGGAGAUCCAGCACAUGACCGACACCACGUGGAUCACGUCAGCGCGACGCAACGCCCCCGUGGUGCCCUGGGGCCUGAGGAAGACCCUGAACUGGGUGCAGGAGCACUACAGCGGCAUGCCCGUCUACGUGAUGGCCAACGGCGUCCUAGAAGACCUGGCACGUUUCAAGGACAGUCUGAGAGUCUACUACCUCUACAACUACAUCAACGAAGCCCUGAAAGCCUACACUCUAGAUGGCGUGAACCUGAAGGGCUACUUCGCCUACGCCCUCAACGACCAGCGAGACCCAGGCUUCGGCCUGUACGGCCACGUCCAGGACGAGCCCAUCGUCAAGGCCUCGCUGUCCCACUACCGCAACAUCAUCCAGCACCACGGCUUCCCAGAGGAGGGGGCCCCGGCCCAGCAGUGCCCCAGCCAGCCCCCACCCUGCCUGGGCUGCCAAGUCCUCGCUGUAAAAGAGAGCGGAUUAGACGCGCGCUUUUGGCCAAGUAUGAGAUGUGAUGUUGCAUCCUCUGUGCACGUGAGAGACAUGCCUCAGCGUAGCCAAUAG
This is a messenger RNA of Osmerus eperlanus (European smelt), 591 nucleotides long. Its product is annotated as klotho-like. Lineage: Eukaryota; Metazoa; Chordata; Actinopteri; Osmeriformes; Osmeridae. Bases 1 to 591 code for a protein of 196 amino acids. Gene Ontology annotation, molecular function: hydrolase activity, hydrolyzing O-glycosyl compounds; fibroblast growth factor binding; fibroblast growth factor receptor binding. The transcript has 3 exons. Gene Ontology annotation, biological process: fibroblast growth factor receptor signaling pathway; carbohydrate metabolic process. The record is from RefSeq and is a predicted model, not a curated record.